Podospora anserina S mat+ is the source of this 3681-nucleotide messenger RNA. RefSeq lists its product as uncharacterized. The annotation marks the transcript as partial. NCBI's taxonomy places the organism in Eukaryota, Fungi, Ascomycota, Sordariomycetes, Sordariales, Podosporaceae. The record is from RefSeq and is a predicted model, not a curated record. Gene Ontology annotation, biological process: meiotic sister chromatid cohesion, centromeric; mitotic spindle assembly checkpoint signaling; protein phosphorylation. Gene Ontology annotation, molecular function: protein kinase activity; ATP binding. The transcript has 4 exons.
CGGGGUCCAGAUUGGGUCGCGACCAACCCUCGACUCGACCUGACAUCAACCCCUCCUAAAUUUCACCAACGCGCUGUCCUUUUUCCGCCGGGCACGACACGCCUUGCAGUGCAUCUUGCAACAGUUGACUCACUUCUUUUCCUGCCAUACCCCAUCUUUGUUUUUUGUUUUUUUUCCAUCCUUCUUGACGUCCGACUUUACCAACAACACCAACAUCCCCCGCCGAGGUCUCGGCCACCACAAACAACAAUGCCCGACAACGAUGAUUCGGUCAAUUUUGACUUGAUCGAAGGCCACAAAGAAAACAUCCAAUCCCUCCCCUCCGGCCGCUCCGCCAAAAAACUCGCCCAGCUCUUCUCCCCCCGGGGCAACCCCUCCUCCUCCCCCCAUUCCAACCUCGACGACCUCAAAGGUGAAAACUCCAGAAUAAAAGCCUCUUUUGAGCAAGAGAUUCAAAACAUUGACGAGUCCGACGACCCCCUCGACAUUUGGGACCGGUACGUAAAGUGGACUCUGGAAGCCUACCCCUCGGCGCAAAACACCAAAGAGUCGGGGCUGCUAGGGGUGCUGGAGCGUGCGACACGGGGGUUGGUCAAUGACAAAAGGUAUAAGCAGGAUGGGAGGUAUCUGAGGUUGUGGUUGUGGUAUGUGGGGUGGUUUAUGGAUAAUAAACGGGAAGGAUAUGUUUUUUUGUCGAGCAAGGGGAUUGGGGAAGGGUUGGCGUUGUUUUAUGAGGAGUAUGCUGGGUGGUUGGAGAGUGUGGGACGGUGGGCGCAGGCGGAGGAGGUUUACAAGUUGGGGAUUGAGAGGGAGGCUACGCCUGCGGCGAGGUUGUUGAGGAAGUUUGGGGAGUUUGAACAACGGCGGGCGGCGCAAGAGGAGGGCGAUGGGCCGAGUAGUCCGGCGAUUCCGGCGCAGAGAAAGGUGCUUGGGGUGAGGGCUGAUCCUUUUGGGGCUGCCGAGCCGGUGGUGAGGGAUCCUCAGGCGCCGAGGCAGACGAGUGGUGUUGGGGGUGGGGGAGCAAGGCCGGCGAAGUCGAAGCUGGCGAUUUUCUCGGAUGCGGAUGCUGCGCCGGAACCGUCGGCCAUGUCCUCUCGUGGACCGGAGUCGAAGGGGUGGGACUCGAUUGGGUCGAUGGCCGAAAGAAAAAAGGAGAACACCAUGGCGCCGAAGCCGUGGGCUGGGGAGACGUUGAAGGCGGGAGGAAAGAAACCGCCUAGUGCUGGGGCCAAGAUGGCGUCUAUGGACAAGCAGAUAUCACAAUCGCACAUUCGAAUUGACUAUACCAAGGUUCAGGUUACUGUGAAUCCGGCGAGUGGGAAGAGGGAGAGGAUUUAUGUGGACUUGAGGGCUGUGUAUCCGACGCCUGAUGAGCCGGGGACGGAGAAGAGUUUUGAGGAGAUUUGGGCGGCUAAUAGGGGGUGGCUGGAUGUUGAGUGGGAGGAUGAGCAGCAGCAUGAGUCGACGCUGUUUAUGAAUGAUGAGAAUAGCUUCCCGGGGGCUGGGAAUGUGGGAGGAAAGCCGCAGAAGAUGGCGAUUCAUGCGGAUGUGAUUAGGUUGGAUGAGAAUGGGGCGCCGAUUUAUCCGAAGGGGGAGAAGACGAUGAGGAGAAAGAAGAAGCAGGAAUUGAAUGAGACGCAAACCAGUGAGUUUAUUUUUGGGGAUUGUUGGCAGUCUGUCGGUGAGCCGACUAUGACUCUGCACACCAAGGCGGCCACGGACGAUAUCUACGACAUUUUCAAUGCGGAAGUCAAGCCGGUAAAGCCUCUUGGUGGUAGUGAUGACGAAAGGGGGUAUGAGUCGGAUGAUUAUACCAUGGGUGAUGGCACCAGGCGUAUUUCAACCAGUGAUGUCGAUGAGGAUGAGGAGGAUGAAGAAGAGGAUGAUGUCGAUGGUGAUGGUGAUGAAAAUGCCAGUGUGUGGUCGGAAUCAUCACACAAGCAGCAUCAAGACCAGUCGGACGAUUUGAUCGAUGUUCAUGAUGGGGAAGAGGACGAUCAUCCGGAUGAGCCUCCUAGAACGAGGACCAUGUUUGUUCCUAUACCCCCUGAAGACUAUGUGCCGACACGACGACCGUGGAGGGAUCCUGUGGAGGCGGCUAACAACCGUCUUCCAUUCAUGACUCCCAUCACGGAACGAACGGAAAUGUCGCUUGAUGUCACGGCUGAUAUGGGUCGGUACGAGCUACACAGCAAGACCCCGUCGAGGCAGAUCAACAAGAACAUGAUUGCCGAAGAGGAUGAGGAGGAAGGGGAAGAUCUGACACCGCUCAGCAGUCCGGCUCGGGGUGUGUUUGAGGAUGAGAAUGCCUUUCCCAAGGGCAAGGUGCCUCAGCCGCUGCUUCCCAAGGCCAGACCUGCGUUGGCGUCGAAGCCCCUUGCCACCAAGGUGCUGACGCCCAAGGCAACCAAGACGCUCGUUAUCCACAACAAGGGGCCUAUUAUCAAGGAUGCCCAGUGCAAUCCUGUCGACACCGCUGUCCGAGGCGAGAUUUUAUCGAACAUCCAGCCUCCCUUGACUUCUACUGCAAAGCAAUCGGCAAAGGCGGCAACCGCUCCAGCACAGGCGACAAGUCUUCCAACCUUGGGUCGUCUGUCACCCUCCGCUUUCCCGGCACAGAAAGGGAAUACGCCAUCCGCCGUGAACUCGGCGCCGGAGCCUUUGCCCCCGGUGUAUCUCGUCAACAACUCCCACCCUUCGGUGAAUAAUUCCGACGCCGACGACGACGAUGACGAAAACAACGAAAACGCCAUCAUGGGCAAGGGGCGUUUUGCCUCUGCCCAUCAUAAGCGUUACCCGCAGGAGGCACUCAAGAUGGAGUCCCCGCCUACUCCUUGGGAGUUUUACAUGAUGCGUCUGGCGCACAACCGUCUUGGUCCGCACGACAGGGCAACGGCUUCGUUGUCUCCAGCGUUGGAGUUUCACCUUUACCAGGAUGAAUGCUUUUUAUUCCUGCCGUAUCACCCCUUCGGGACGCUGCUGGAUGUGGUCAACCUCUUCCGCGGGGAAGCCUCGGGCGUGAUGGACGAGCAGCUGGCCAUGUUUUUUACUAUUGAGCUCUUACGCACAGUGGAGGCUCUUCACGCCAAGGGGAUCAUGCAUGGUGACUUGAAAGCAGACAACUGCCUCUUGCGCCUUCCCGGUGAUGAGACACCGCUGUCGACGAAGUAUCAACCCUCGGGUGACGGGGGUUGGGCCUCGCGGGGAAUUACGUUGAUUGAUUUUGGGCGCGGGAUCGACAUGAGGAAUUUUAGGGAUGAUGUUCAGUUUGUGGCUGAUUGGAAGACGACGAGUCAGGACUGUAACGAGGUGAGGGAGGGGAGGUUGUGGACGUGGCAGAUUGAGUAUUUUGGGGUGGCGGGGAUAGUGCAUUGUUUGUUGUUUGGGAAGUAUAUCGAGACGGUUGGGGUGAGGGAUGGGAAUGGAUUGGGGAAGAGGUAUAGGAUUAGGGAGAACUUGAAGAGGUAUUGGCAGACGGAGAUUUGGGGGGGGUUGUUCGAGAUGUUGUUGAAUCCGGGGAAUUUUGUCGGGGGGGAGGAGGGGGGACGGAUGCCGCUUGUUAGGGGGUUGAGGGGGUAUAGGGAGAGGAUGGAGGGUUGGUUGGAGCAGAAUGGGGAGCGGGGGUUGGGAAUUAGAGGGGGGUUGGGGAGGGUGGAGGGUUGGGCUAGGGGACGGAGGUAG